AUGAAUGAAUCUUCUCUCACUACAGGACCACCCAUCUACCGUGCACCCAAGGGUCGCAUGGUCCUCGCGGAAGCCCCAAUCUAUCGAGCAAGCGACUCUACCUUACACUGGUUUGACUGUCUCUCUUCACCCAGUGAGCUCUACAUACUCCCAGUUGAUCCAGAUUCUGGUCUUCCGAUAAGCGACGCACGUGUCAUUCCUCUCUCCGAUAGCGUGACUGUCGCUGCAUUCCGCGAUAAGCCCGGUAGUUAUAUCGCGGCUUAUUACCAAGGAGUUUGUUUCCUGGAUGAGGCAAGUGGCGAAAUUGAGGUUGCUUGUGAAAUUAUCCCUACCUCAGAGCGAAGCAAACGCAGGUUUAAUGACGGCGGUGUUGACGCAGCUGGGCGCUUCUGGUUGGCAGAGAUCGAUAUUGAGGCGACGUCGACCUCCCAAGCUGCCGAUUACUUAAAUCCGAAGGGGAGACUUUGGAGGUAUGAUCCGGAUGGAAGUCUGCAUCUCAUGGUGUCUCAAGGUAUUAUUUGCGGGAAUGGAGUGAAAUGGAGCCCAGACAAUAAGACCAUGUAUCUCAAUGACUCUGUGGGAAUGAAAAUCACAGCUUUUGACUUUGAUUUGCCAAGUGGAAGUAUAUCGAAUCAACGUACUCUGGUCAACUUUCGAGAGACUGGCGGCGAACCAGAUGGCAUGGUGACAGAGUGUGUUUGA
Molecule: messenger RNA, 702 nt
Organism: Penicillium taxi
Lineage: Eukaryota; Fungi; Ascomycota; Eurotiomycetes; Eurotiales; Aspergillaceae
Exons: 2
Coding region: 1-702 (233 amino acids)
Biological process (GO): L-ascorbic acid biosynthetic process
Molecular function (GO): gluconolactonase activity; calcium ion binding
Source: RefSeq, a predicted model, not a curated record